CCAAGUUAUGACUGAUUGUGACUUUUGCCAGAUCCAUCAGUGAAGAGAGUUAUUACAUUUAAAGGUUCUUCACUUAAUAUAGGUUAUCUCUAAAACUCAAUUUUACCUGCAAUAAUUAGUGAGCUAGGUAAUGAACAGAACAAAUACCUGGGAAAUCAUCAGAAUUUUGCAUUGCCCAAUCAAGAUAAUAUUUUUUCAAUGGUAAAUAGAUAACUGCAAAUUCUUGACCUGCUAAAUGUACCAAUCUUGUUCUGGCCCUCAUUACAAUUUGUCCUAUCACCUCUAAAACUGUAAAAAUUGUCUUUGAAACCUGUUGGGAAGAAAAACCCAUUCUAUUAUUAACAAAGGAUUUCUCUCAGAAGGGUCCCAUUGAAAGAUGAAACCAUCAAGUCACAAAGGAAGUCCAUUACCUCAGGAGGUCAUGAAGCAACCUCCAGGAGUCCAAUGUCUUCUUGUGGAUGAUGAAUACUGGUGAAUUCCAGGGACUCUUCGUGGGUGUGAUGUGACUUUGCCGUAAUUGUUCCUUUACCAAUCUUUUAAGGAUAUUUAAUUUUUUUCUCCGUUAAAGGCCAUUGAUCAAUUAAUAUAGGAUGAUCAGCUUUCCAGUUUAGCUUUAAAGUGGCAGGUUUUGAUGUAGUUUCCAUCACAGGCCCAUCCAUUUGCCUUAUAAUCUUGGCUAGUAAAUGUGUAAAAUAUUCACUGAAGUAAAGAGCACCCCAUUUGAUAAACAUGUAGCUUUCAAUUAAAGAGCACAGGAUGGGCCUACUUGUACUUCCCAUGCUGGAAUACUAAAAUGAGGGAUUGAUAAACUCUUGUGUUAUUUUGCUGCUACAGAUCCCAGUAUGCAGCAGAAAACCGUUGGUAAAUUGUCCUGAUGGCUCUUUGCAGCUGUAUGAAACCGACCAGUGGAAGGGCGUGUGAAGGGGACCGUGAGAAAAGUGGACAAUUAGCACAAGUGAAGCAUCUCUAACAGUGAAAGCAACACGAGUGAAUUUCAUGGCUGUUUAUGGAAUGCUUAGGUGAUUAAACACAAGUUAAGUACUUUCUGUGACCAGGGAUGCACAUGGAUAUUUAGGACUGUGAUAUAUGUGGGAAGCGGCCAUGCAGCUGCCCUGAGGCACCCAGCCAGGAGCCUGCAACUAGCCUGAGGCAAAAAAGAUCUAACUCCUUAUCAGGGAUGUAUUUUCUAAUCCAUAAAUGACGUGUGGGGUGUGAAAACCCGACGCUGCUCCAGCAACCAGGGGUGGCCGGGAAAUGGCGCCCGGGGGCGGCGAAGGCCGGGCGGGAGGAGCCCGGCGGGGCCGCGGAUCCCGCUCUCCCUCGCGGCCGGUCACAUGCUGCGGGCGGAGCCGCCUGGGGCGGGCCGAGCCCCGCUCCCGUCCCGCCCCCGGUCCCUUCCCUCCCUCCCGCCCCGUCCUGCCCCGUCGUAGCCCGUGGUCGGUGGUGCGGAUGGAGGCCGGCGCUGAGGUGGAGCCGCUGCUGCCCCCGCGGCGCUGGCGGGUGGGCCGGGGGCUGUGGCGGGAGCGCGACGGUGCCGGCUCGGCUGGCGAGGACGGUGCUGGAGCUGAUAAUGACCUUCAUAUAAACCAAGCCAUAGUAUUUAUUGAAGAUGCAAUACAGUACCGAUCUAUAAAUCACCGUGUGGACUCCAAAUCCCUGUGGCUUUAUCGAUGGUACUAUUCCAGGACUUGCCAGUGGAUUUUGAAUUUAACCAUUACUGUAAUCUUGGCUUUGGCUUUCAUUGAAGAGCCUUCCUCACUCACUGUCACGUCGGAUGUGCGGUACCGCCUUCCGAGCUGGAAUCCUCCCUGUGGCCUCACGGAGAGCAUGGAGCUGCUGUGCUUCCUGGUGUUCAUGGUUGAUGUAUCUGUGAAGACUUACUUAAUUGGAUGGAAAGAAUUUUGGAAAAAUAAAUGGCUAAUGGCUUAUAUACUGACAUUAAUUGUUUCCCUCGCUGAUUGGAUUGUGUCACUGAGUUUUUUCUGCAAAGAGAGUGUGAGAAUAAGAAGAAUCCUUCGCCCGUUCUUUCUCCUCCAGAAUUCUUCUAUGAUGAAGAAAACGUUAAAAAGUAUCAACAGCACAUUGCCUGAAAUGAUGAGUGUUUUUCUACUACUGGCUGUUCAUCUGGCUCUCUUCACCAUGUUUGCCAUGCUGCUCUUUGUUCGAACAAAGGAUAACCAGCAGGAUAAGGAGUGGGUGGUGUAUUUCCGGAAUUUGCCGGAUUCCCUGACGUCAUUGCUGGUCCUGCUGACUACUGCAAAUAAUCCUGAUGUGAUGAUGCCUGCAUAUUCUAAGAAUCGAGCAUAUUCAAUCUUCUUCAUUCUCUUCACUGUAUUAGGCAACUUGUUUUUGAUGAAUUUGCUUACAGCAAUAAUAUACAACCAGUUUCGAGGGUAUCUUCUGAAAUCAGUUCAGUCCUCCCUCUUCAGGAGGCGGCUGGGAAUCCGGGCUGCGUUUGAGGUGCUGUCUUCCCUGAAAGAGACUCCUGCUAGUGCACAACAGUCCUGUGUCAGUGGUGGGGCCUUACUACAGGUGCUGCAGAAAGCUGAGAUGGAUUCUCACUGCAAGCAAGCCAUCAUGAGAUCACUCAAAAUGUGCUCCUGUGACCAGCUGUCAGCUGCCCAGUUCCAGAAGCUCUUUGAAGAACUAGACAAAGAUGCCAUUAAGCAACACCCUCCCAGUCCAGAGUACCAAUCCCAUUUUAUGCAGAAAAUGCAGUUUGCCUUUGGCCAUCCCUACUUUGGCUACUUGGGGAAUGUGAUAGCCCUGGCAAACAUUAUUUCUAUUUGUGUGGUUUUGGUGAUGGAUGCAGAUAAGCAGCCAUCUGAAAGAGAUGACUUCUUCCUGGGGGCUAUCAACUGCUUCUUCAUCCUGUACUAUCUGCUGGAAAUGUUGCUGAAAAUCUUAGCAAUGGGCUUGAAAAGAUACUUGUCUUACCCAAGCAAUAGAUUUGAUGGACUUCUGACUGUAAUUUUACUGAUUCUGGAGAUUGCAACUUUUGCUGUGUAUGGAUUUCCUCACCCUGGCUGGAGGCCCGAGUUCAUGGGCUUGUUGUCCCUGUGGGAUAUGGUGCGGCUGGUGAACAUGUUAAUUGUCUUCAGGUUCCUGCGGAUUAUCCCCAACAUGAAGUUCAUGUCUUUGGUUGUUACUACACUGCUGGAUUUGGUGAAAAACUUAAGAGCCUUUGCAGGAAUCCUUUUGGUGGUUUUCUAUGCAUUUGCUAUAACUGGAAUAAUGCUAUUUAAAGGUGCUGUUGUUUCCUUGGGAGAUACCAGUGCUGCCAACAGCACACAUGAUAAUGGCACUCUGCAGUGUGGGACCUAUGAACAACUGGAAUAUUGGCCCAACAACUUCGAUGACUUUGCUGCAGCACUGGUGACCCUCUGGGAUGUGAUGGUGGUGAACAACUGGCAAGUCUUUUUGGAUGCAUUUUCAAGAUAUUCAAGUCCGUGGUCAAAGAUCUAUUUUGUAGCCUGGUGGUUGAUCUCCUCUGUCAUCUGGGUUAAUCUCUUCGUAGCUUUACUUCUGGAGAACUUUAUUCACAAGUGGGACCGUCGCUGCCAGCGCGAAUCUCUUUCAGAUAUUGAAUACCAGAGGACGGUUGAACUCAUGUUCAGAGAUGUUUUGGAAGAACCUACAGAGGAGGAGUUGAUGGAGAAACUGCACCAGCACCCACACCUGCACUUAUGCCUGUGGCCAUGAGCGUGGCUCCGGUGUCCCGUAGGAGGUAUUGAAGAUGCCAGUAGGGAUGCACUUCAUCUGCAGCUCCAUAGUUUUUAUCCUUCUCUUGGACAUCACUGGAAUACAGAGGCACAGAGUGCUGAAAAAUGGUCUGAAGCCUACCAGCAACACGUGUAACUUUACCUUGCCUGGUGCCUGUGCAGAAUUUAGUAGUGUUUGUUUAAAGUGACUCCAUACAAAUUUGUGGCAAAGACUGAGAGCACAGAGGAAAAACAUCACACUCAGAUAUCAAGAAGUUGAUUAAAAUCCACACUGCUGCAUCACAGUUGUGGGUGUUUGUACAGAGGGAUAGCUCAAGUGGUGCGUGUGUUAAAAUUCAUCACCAUGUUUGGUGCCUCGUGAAAAGUCAAUCUUGAGAUCUGGGUGAUUGAUUAGGGUUGAAGAGAAAGUUCUUGUAUACUUAUGGUGGUUCUUAGAAUUACAAUAUGGCUUGUUUAUCUAGGGAGCCAACAGAAGACCUUGGGCUUCUUAUCUUCCCACAGAUAAAUACUAGUAAAGGCUCUUGCAUUAUAAUAAAUACAGAUGAUUUAAUUAAAUAUAAUCCAACCACUCACUGAGUACCUCUGAGUACAUCUCAUUAAGUACCUCUGUCAAGAUACCUGAUUUAGGGGAAAAAAUUUAAAGGGAUAGGAAAAAUUCCAUCAGUAACAAACAAUUGUACCCAUAAAGUGCAACUCAUACAGUAAAGUCCAAGCAAGCAAACUCAGUGAAAUAUUCUUGUGUCUGCAGUUCAUAGUCCACUCAGAUAUUUUCCAGACUAUCAUCUGCAUCAGAAAUUUGCUCCAGUAGCUUCUUGGUAUGCCUGAGGUGGAAUUCCAAAAGAGGAAUAGCUGGCAAGUUGUGUUUUGUUUUUACCUUCACCAAAGCCUGUUUGAAUUACAGGGAUCAUAGUGCAUUUCUGGUUGUUGAAACCUGCACUCAUUUAUUUUAAGAAAAUUCAUUUCUUGGGGAUCAAAAGAAAAAAAAAAAACAGAUGGGGACAAGCUAUCCUGUUGUGGGAAAGUUCUUAUCUGGUUCAUUGCAACAAUUGAAGAUGGCUUUUUAAAUAGUCUAAAGAAGUUCACUUAUGACUAAGACCUAAAUUUCUUGGGGGAAAGAAAAAAAAAAAAAAAAAAAGCAAAUAUGAGAAAUAUUUUACAAUAUCUUUGUCCAGCUUGUUGCCCCUGGAGGAGGAAGUGAGACAUUGAGAAAGCAGCACAUGUGACAGAUGCUGCUCAAGAUGCUCAGCACAUUACUUAAAGAUGCUCUGUGACCAUCAUGUUGUGAGUACUAAAAGAAUGUGACUGGGAUGGAACAGUCCACAUUUACUGUAACCACAUCUGUAGCCUCACCACUCUCACAUGAUGGCAAACAAAUUCCUGCCAGUUCUUGGAGUAUUCCUAAACACAUCUGGGCAGUGCAAAGCAGCACUGGGUUGGGGAGCCCUCCAGUUACCUCCAAGUGAGCUGGCACGUCUCUAGCAGUUUGCCACACAGGGACAGCAGCGUCAAUGCCAGAAACAGUAAAGCUCUGUUACUGCCAUACAUAGUUAAUUAGCUCGGGUGUCACAGCGAGCAAACAUGGCUAUAUUGCUCCUGGUUCUGCAGCAAAGUUAAUUGAGACUGGCUUGGGGAUCUUUGCCCCAGUGUGUGGUGCAGACAUACCCAGAAAUGCACUCCUAUUGUUGACUGAAUACUGUAUUUUCACAUAAAUGUGGCAGGAAUAUAAUUGCAGGGUGGAAAGAGAAGGCCAAUAUACAUUCAAUUCACUUUAGAAACCAAAUUAAACCUUUGACUUAACUCACUUCUAUACCAGCUCCCUGCAGGCAUUUCUACAGGCUUCAUUAGAGCCAACCAGAGGCCAUGGAAAAGGUCUUACAAAAGACUAGCCAGGAAGCCAGUCACAGACCCCGAUCCUGCUGCUACAGAACACAAUCUGCCUCUUGGCACCUCAGGCUUGCAGCUGCCAGGCAGUCUCCUUAUGUGGUCACUGGUGUUGGCUCGGAGGCUGGGGCAGAUAGAUGAGGAGGGCUGAAGGGGAAACACAUUCAUCACUGCCAGCAGCGAGUGGAGGCAGUGCCAAGUCACUAUGUAACCAGGCACAUGCGCCAAUUUGCUCAGUAAUUGGAUUGCUAUUUGAGAAAUUAAAGUGGUGUCUAGAAAAUUCUAACCUCUGCAUUUAUGAAGUAUGAAGUUUGUGACUGAGAGGCUGAACAGGGAGAGUGGAGGGGAUCAAGCAGAGGUGUUUAGGGAGAGCAAAUGUAGGAACUAAUGUGAUUACCUUCCUAAGUGUUACAGCACCUUCAGAAGCAGCCUGUCAGUACCAGAGAGACAAAGAGCAAGAUACAGUGCAGUGGAAAGCUAUGACAUUAUGGACAAGCUGUAACCCAUUGCUGACUAUGGAAAAUCAGUGAAGACUUGUCAGCUGAAAGCCAUUUUUAUAAAGAAAACAUCAUUGGAAGGCAAGGCUUGAUAUGAUUCUGUAAAUAAUUUUUCCCUAGAAAGAAAAAAAGGGGAUUAUUUUAUAUUUUCAGUGUUUUCUCAGAGCCUGUAAAUUGUUGCUUCUGUCUACUGUAUACAUUACUCUCAAAUACAUUUGGUGAACAAAUUCCAUUAAUCAUAAAUGAUACUGUAUUAUUCAGCUACAGGGAGAAUUUGUGAUUCGGUAAUAUGCUUCUGCCACGAAUUAUUUCUGCUCUCAUUGCACUCAAAUUCAGACUUUGCUUUGACUCCAACAGAAGCACAAUUACAUCCAAAAAUAUAGUUACACAAGUAGUCCUUCAGGCAUUUCAGUAUUCUUUGUAGUUGAGCUCAGUGGUCACCCUUAUUCAGCUGAAAACUUUGAGCAUAUGGGAUGAUAGAUUAUAAAUUGUUCCUAAGAUAAUAUUUGUAGUUUUAAGUUUAGUCCAGGUGCUAGUAAGUGUAUAAAAGUGGUGCCAGUAUUCUUCAUCACUGUUAAGUGGAAACUCAAGCUGGAAGCUCUGUAUUUAAAAUAAAAAAAAAGUAAAAAUCUAUGGACUCAUACUGAGGAAGAGCUAUUUGGAACCUCUGUGAAAUGUCUGAUUAUUUCUCAUGCACUCAGACCUGGUAGAAUGAGGUUAACACAUGUCAGAGUGAAGGCUAAGGAAAUUUUGAGUCACACUUCUGCCCCUAGAUGGAGUAUUCUGCACACUGGGUUGGUUUUUUUAUAUAUAUUUUGGGAGAAUGGAGCUGUGUUAGAAGACUUGAAAUGCCUCUUGUUCUGAGUUCCCUUUACAGUGUAUCAAGUGCUGCCUGUUAGGGCUAGACUAACUGAGUCCCAGAGACCAUUUAGAAGAGAAAAAUCAAAAUGAGGUUUGUUUGUAUAAUUAAUUGAACACUAUAAAGGCCACUGCACUUUCUUAGCUUCUCCUAUUUGUUGGUGAUAGAUAUGUGUGUUAAAAGGCAAGAAGCCUAUGCUUUACAAAGUGUCACUAAUUACUAUGAAACAUCUGAUAUUUGCAGCCUGCAAUGCUGGAUGUUUCUGUGAUUUUCAUGGUAUUGCCUUCUAUGAGUAUGCUGUGAAUGCCAUGGUAACCUUAGCUGCUUGUAAAACAUUUUAAUAGUGACCACUGUAAUAUAGUGGUUGUGUGCAAACAGCAUGCACCACUGCUUCAGAGGUGUUUGGAACACUUUGUUUUGGUCACAAUUGGAGUAAAGUGUUGCCAGACUUCAAGAACUGAAUCCUAAACUUGCCAAACAGGGAGCUGGAAGUAAGGUCUUCUGUUCUCCAACUCCUGUCUUUGAUCAUCUCUGGAGUUUCAUUGAUAUGUUCCUGCCCAGCACUCACAUGCUUAGUGAACCAUGGCUCCAGAAACUCAGAGUUGCUUGGGAAAAGCACUUGGCUGCAGGCACUGGAUUUGAAGGGGGUGGGUGUCAGAUUAGAAGCCAGCUUUUGAAAAACCUUGCUGGUUUUGCGUGUGUGAGUGAGAAUUCAGCUGCGGUCUCCUAGCUCAGGUAUGUUCUCAUGUGGGCUUCUGGUUUAGCCCACUCUUAACAGGAGGGACCAGCUGUAAAGUUUGUCCCUGAGAGCUGAAUUCCUGCAGAAUCCGGGAUUUUCGUUUGGACCUUUUUAGAUAUGAUGUAAAUGCCAGCAGCUUCCUAACAACUGUUCUUGAAGCUCAGAGCAGAAUUUAGAGCAGACCCUUGUGAGUUAGGGAAUUGCAUAAGAUAUCCCUUCUCAGAAGGGAAAGAAAAGGCCCAACAAAACCUUAGCCAUCUGACUGGAGUCCUGAGAAAUGCUUUCCAGCUUUCAAAGAAAGAAAGGGUCUUAAUUCAGAUUUGCCAGAAUUGUCUAAUUAGUCCCUUUAAUGCCAUGCACCUUAUAGUCUGUGCCACCAGACUCGUCCUAUAAAUGAGAUGAUGGGCUAAUUCAUCUUGGCAUCAGUGAACAGACCUUAUGAUUGUCCUCCUUACAAACACCGGCCUGAUUUUAGGAAAGCGCUUUGACCAAGCCUGUGUCCCUGCUCCCUCCUCCGCGACGGCCCCUCUUUUUCUGAGCGCUGCCUGUGCUUCUUGCCCUCCUUCUUCCCCAGCACCCCAGCCCAGCCCUUCUCACACACAGUGACAUACCUCACACAUUUGCCACUAACAACAACCUGUCAACUCUUUCUCUGCACCGUGCUAGGCGCCUUUUGUUUCUGCAGCCCAGCAAGCCUUGCAGCUGUUGUCCGAGGCCUGCUCCGACAGCCUGUGAUCAGUCAGCUGCAAAAUCCUCCCUGAACAACUCGGUAUUCACAGCUCUAAUCGGGCCAGCGGACUGUUUCCUUCUCUCUCGCAGUAAAUCUUUAUCACUUGCGCCCUGCUCGUCAGUUCGUGGCGCCAGCUUUUUGGGCUGGCUGCUCGAUCCUUUUCCCAUACUUUGCUGGGCUGUGUGCUCUGAAUGCUAACUCCAGCCUUGUUUAGACUCCGGGCUGCCUCGGUGCUGCAAUCCACAUGUUGGGAAGGUCCGAAUUCCAGCUCCCUCCACCUCUCGGUUUUUAAGCUGGAUGUGCAUUAGGUUUGUGUCACCCCAAAGGUGAAGCUAUCAAAGGCUCCCUCCCUCCUUCCCCUCCCUUGGCCCGUUACAUACUUUGUCCAUUUAAGUUAGUUAUGUGAUUAUCUCUCUGUUUCCUCCCAGCAGACUGUCGUGCUUCUAUUUAAGAGCUGUGUUUGGGGAGGAGAUGAGGGUGAGAUGCCCAGCCUGGGGAAGCUGCUGAUGGCAAGGGAAAGCCUGGGGGAACUGGCACAAACCCUAAUUUGAUUGCAUGCCCAGGGCUAUUAACCCUCCUCCUAAUGGUCCCCCCACAGAGGAGUCGGAAACACGUUUCCCCCCAUCCUGUUCCUGACUUGAUGCCCUCACAGUCUUUUAAAAUAUUUACAUCAAAGAUACUGAAUUGUGAAGCAGAUUUCUAGGAAGAAAAAGAGGAUCAGAGUUUGCUUCCUCAGUAUCCUCAGUUGAGCUGAGUAGAGUCCUUGGAGAGUUUAGGGUGGGGUGGAGGUUUCUGUCAACGUGGAGUUCCUGAAGAUUUAUUCUGCUGGAGCUGAAAGCACAACUUUAUCUGUGCCUGUUAGCUCUUAGGAUACAGUGUGUAAACUCCUUCUGCCUCCUUUGGGAAAACAUUGUGGGUUUUAUUUCCCUGUGUUUGGGCCUGGGAUUGUAGAUGACAGUCUAGUUAAACCUCAAUUAAACAGCACAUUUUGCAAGGAGAUUCAGCUAGCUCUCAGGUAAAGCUUGCUGGAGACCACUUUUUAAAAAUAUAAAUUAUUCAGGAAAGUUAUUUCAGUUUAUAAGGAACCUGGGAAACUUUUGUCUGACCAUUUGCAUGAGGGACAAAAAAUGAUGAAAUUUAAUCUUCUCUCUGAAACUGAAUUCAUCUUUGGCACUGGAAAACUGAUUUCUCUUUCUUCAUCGGUUUUCCCCACCUUUAAGCCUUUGUUUUAGCUGUUCCAGGUGUGUGCAUGUGCACGUGUAUGCAGGGGUGAAAAUAAACCCAAUACAGAAAGUCCUUCAAGAAUACAACAUGAACUGGCUUUAAAAAUGUUGUUUCUUUUAGCUUUAUGAGGCAGCUGUAAAGUAGAUGCCCCUUGGAAAAUCUGGGUUCAUUUCUGUUCAGACUUUCCAUGCCUCAGUUUCUCAUCAGUACAGUAUUUGCUUGGUCAAAGAUAAGCACGUGGUUAUGAUAGUCUUACAGUUUUGGCAUUGGUGGUCAAUUUGAGUCUGUAGGGAGGUGCCAUCCUGGUACGACUCUGUUGGCUUCCACUGAUGCUUCCAGGUGGGACAUGUUUUGUCUCUGUGUAAACAAACAGACCUGUAAACCCCCUUUACGCUUCAUUUGGGAAAAUGGCACCAAUUUUACUGGAUUUUACAGAUUUUGCCACCAAAGUGCCCUUCUGAGUGUGUUCUCUAGCGAAACUGAAUGUGUGUGAACAGGAUCUGAAUAUUGGCUCUUUUUCUGUAGGUUGUCCCCAAGGGCAGCAGUAGAAAUACCAUCUUCAAUAGUAUGGAGCAUCCUACAAAUAAGCUGAUUGUACCAGUUCAUAGAAUGGAAUCAUAAAGUAGCUUGCAAGGGACUUUUGAAGCCACUUUUUUUUUUUAUUGAGUGGGAAGCUACUGGACAUAGUUAUUUUGUGAUAUGAUUGACUUCUAUUUUUUGGAACACUGGUGCUUCACCAUGCUUGGGGAGAGUGGGAUGGGCAAUCCACCUGCUGUCCCCUGCACAAAAACCAGUUGAUUUUAAAUAGUUCUGAAAGAACUUGAUAUCCUUUAAACAUCCUUGUAUAUCCUAAUUUUUAAUUUAUUUGUUUACUUUUCAGAAAACUCAUUGGUAGCUAGAAUUUACAUGUUGCCUGAUAAGGUAGAAGGAAAUAUUUUGGCUUUAAACUACAAUGGAAGAUUCUGGGAGUC
Messenger RNA from Taeniopygia guttata (zebra finch), 10623 nucleotides. It is a transcript of the gene TPCN2, whose product is annotated as two pore segment channel 2. Gene Ontology annotation, molecular function: intracellularly phosphatidylinositol-3,5-bisphosphate-gated monatomic cation channel activity; voltage-gated channel activity; ligand-gated sodium channel activity. Gene Ontology annotation, cellular component: lysosomal membrane. The record is from RefSeq and is a predicted model, not a curated record. Gene Ontology annotation, biological process: calcium-mediated signaling; transmembrane transport; monoatomic ion transport. NCBI's taxonomy places the organism in Eukaryota, Metazoa, Chordata, Aves, Passeriformes, Estrildidae.